UGCGGUCUCCCGUAAACAAAUUUCCCUUUCCGGUCGCCAUCCCCUCCGCCGAUCAACACCCACCAGCGGUACAUCCGAACAUCCGUCGACCCGGCGAUACGUUGUCAUCAUCGUCAAUAAUAAAUAAUAAUAACAUAACUCUCGGGGGGUCGACGAGUGUGUUGAUAACGCGAUUUUUUUUUUUUUUUUUUUACCAGCAAUUUUUCCCGCAGAAUCACGAAUUCUGUCCGUUCGGUGUCGUUCGUGGCGUCUCGCACCAGUCACGCGUGCCCACCACUUACCUAAUAAUAAUAAUAGGUAUACCUGCCCAGGUCGUCGGUCGAUUAGCAUUCAUUCCGGUCCACGUCCGACGCAUAGACAAGUACAACUCGAUGGCGAUGGCGGUCGGUCCGCCGUCUGACAUUUCCGACGUCGGAGGAAGCAGCCAUUACACGGGGCACCAUCGGCGUCCGGUCUCGUCGGCGUGAUAAUCCGCUCCCGACCCGUUCGCAGUUCGCACAUCACACUAUACGGCACGACGACGAUGGAUUGUGCGUCAACGCUGUACUCGCACCGCAACAACGGACUGAUGACCAGGUCGCUGGAGAAACUGUUGGAGGACGCGCACCUGUGCGGCGAAUUGAAACUCGGCGGGCGCAAGCUAAAAGAAUUCCCAGUGACGAAUAAAUACGAUUUGUCCGACACGACCAUUGCGGAUCUCUCUAAGAAUUGCUUCACACACUUUCCAGCUGAAGUGAUUAAAUUCUGGUCAUUAGAAUCUCUCAACCUGUAUCAUAAUGCUAUACGAUCGAUACCAAACACAGUCACAUCACUUCAAUCAUUGGUGCAUCUUGAUCUCAGUCGGAACCGUUUAACAUGUCUACCAUCAGCUAUAUGUCAGUUACCUCUUGAAAUCCUAUUAUUGUCCAAUAACAAACUUAAACAAUUACCCACCGAAAUUGGAUUCUGCAAAACUCUUAUCGAGUUAGAUGUAAGCUGCAAUGUGCUUAUUAAUUUACCACCACAGUUGGGUCAACUAUCCUCAUUAAAAUGUUUAAACGCACAAAAUAAUCUACUUAUUGAGUUACCAUUAGAAUUAACAUGUUUAAAAUUAGCAAGAUUGAAUGUCAGUUUGAACCGAAUAGCAUCUUUACCUGUUGAACUGCGAUUAAUGUCUUCUUUAGAAUAUUUGGAUGUAGCCAAUAACCCUUUGGUCUCCCCUCCGACUGCUGUUUGUAUUAAGGGUCGUAUUCAUAUAUUUAAAUGGUUGGAAUUAAAAAGCAUUAAAGAAGGCCGAAAUCGAGGAUCAUCAUGGAAGUUCAAUUCUCUUAAGAGCAAUAAUCACAGUUUAGACAGUAAUAUGGACAGUUUAACAUUAUCUGAAACAACAAGUUUCGUACAUUCUUCAGAUGAAGGUGCAAAUGGAAGUACAGAGUAUUUAAACAAAUCUGAAAGAAAACAUAGAGAAACAAACAGAUACAAUAACAAUGCAAGCCCUGAAAUUGUACAUGUCAGUAAAAGUAACGGUAAUAUGUCAACAAAUUCAAAUAAAAUAUACUCGAGUAAUAACAAUGGUAUCAAGCUAAAUGAUAAGCCGACACAUCACACUCAAAGCUAUAGAGAAUACAAAGAGUUCCUUAAACAACAACGUGCCCAAGAAUCUAUUUAUAAAGGAAAAGUUCAAAACCCUGACAAUAAUUAUGAUCAAAAGGAUAUCCGUCCAUAUAUUAAACCAAGUACACCUGAAAUUGUAUCAACUCCAGUCAAUAAUUUAUCAUUACCUAUGUCAUCAAGUCCUAGUAGUCCAAAUGUUUGGUCUAAGAAUAACACUCAAAUCACUAAAAAUAAACUUCAGUUCACAAUGAAACGGGAGUAUGAUAAAGCAAGAGAAGAGGCAGAACUUGUGAAACAACUACGAAAUACAAUCGAAUCACGCUUGAAAAUGUCUCUUCCAAGUGAACUGUCACCAGCCCUUAAUGAUGGAGUUGUUCUUUGUUACUUAGCAAACCAUGUCAAACCUAGAUCUGUAGCUAGCAUUCAUGUACCUUCACCAGCUGUGCCUAAACUAACCAUGGCUCGAUGUAGACGGAACGUAGAUAACUUUUUGGAAGCAUGCCGUAAAAUUGGUGUGAAUGAAAAACUAAUUUGUUGUGCUGUUGAUAUUCUGGAGGGAAAAGGAAUUGUUCAAGUGGCCAUCACCGUUGCUGAACUUUUGAAGUUCCAUACAACAAAAACACAACCACAAAACGUUCACGUGCCAUCACUUUUAAAUGUUUAAGAACAAAACUUAUAGAAACAAUCUCUGAAAAUAAUGUGACUGACUGUUAAGCUCAUAAAUGAAAUGCUUUGUGGCAUUGAAGACUGUUUUAAUUCACCUGUUUAAGUGUAUAAAAAACCUCAGAUAUUUCAUUAUGAGGCUGAGUAAAUUUUAUAUAUUUUUAUAAUCAAAAUGAUAUUGAUCAAUUAAAACUAAUUUAGUGUACACUACUUAAAAUUUUUACUGAGUGUAUAUAAUAUGUAGUAUUUAUUUAUUUUUAGUCAUUUUUUUGACAAAAAAAAAACUAAAGUUAUUUAUUUAUUUUAAACUUCCUAUAGAGCCUGUGUUAACAAAUUAAGUUUUGCCAUUCCUAAAUAAACUGGCUGUACGUUAUAUUUAUAUUAGUUAAGCUAUUGUUUUUUUUGCAUUUUACUUUUAAAUUUUAUUUUACUAAUUUAAUUUUUUUUUAUCAUUUUUAUUUAUUUUUUUUUAAUAUAUUUUGUAUAGGUAUA
This is a messenger RNA of Aphis gossypii (cotton aphid), 2748 nucleotides long. It is a transcript of the gene Lrch, whose product is annotated as leucine-rich repeat and calponin homology domain-containing protein. The transcript is spliced from 12 exons. Gene Ontology annotation, molecular function: protein binding. Lineage: Eukaryota; Metazoa; Arthropoda; Insecta; Hemiptera; Aphididae. Bases 524 to 2257 code for a protein of 577 amino acids. The record is from RefSeq and is a predicted model, not a curated record.